This is a messenger RNA of Paramecium pentaurelia, 449 nucleotides long. Lineage: Eukaryota; Ciliophora; Oligohymenophorea; Peniculida; Parameciidae. The record is from the annotation of a GenBank genome assembly.
AUGUUUUAGGAAUAAAUAGAUAUAGCUUAAUGUUCUAUUUCAUUAUUAAUUAAUCAAAUUAAUGGUGAUAUAUUGGAUUAUGCUUCAAUUUAGUCAUAUUAAUUUUCAUAUCGUGUCACCUUAUUUCUGAAUACACGAAAUAAGCGAAGUAAUUUAACAUUUGUAAAAAUCUCAAUGAAAUAAAAAAAGAUAGAAUUAAUUUUGCUGAAAAUUUGAAUGUUAAGCAUGUUUAAAUUGAUGAGUAGAGGAUUGUUUAAUUAUUAGUUAACAUUUUAAAUAAUACCUUAAUAUUUACAUAGAAAGGAGGUUAUAUUGGUUUGUAAAUUUAAGAAGGUGAUCAUUUCGCAUUAUUUUUAAAGUUUUCGAUAAUGCAAAUGGCAUAGAAGAAUCAACAUUAAGUUGAACUUCAAAUAGCAUACAUGAUACUAUUGAAUUUGGAGCUGUAUUGA